GCUCAUUCGCUCGACCACAAACUUCGCUGGCGGACGCGUAGCGAACGAAAUAUGGCGGUGGCAUCACUCCGUCGGUAACAUUCCGUUUGUGUCGCGUGCCUUCGACAUGACAACCGUUGUCGGCUGAUGUCUCGUCGUCGCGCCUUGUGAUGUGUGUGAUGGCGCUCGGCGACCAAGUGUUCGUCGACCAACUGCGCCAGGUGUUUGAGUUGUGCGACGAAGAAAACUGCGGAUACAUCACGGCCGACAAGCUCCGCGAGCUCGGACGGGAACAUUUCGGAGGCAGCGAACAGGCGCUGUUGCAACUGGUGGAAUGCCUGGACCCAUCUCAGCGGGGCCUCAUUUCCUUCAAGGACUUUUACGCCGGCGUGGUGGCCUUACUCAAAGAUGCAGACACUUUGGGCUCCCCAACGACAGAUACCGUCUUGAUCGAGUCGAGCGACGAAGUGGACAUGUCCCUGAGGGCAGAGAGCCCCACAGACAGCGCCCUUCCUCCCAGCGACCGCUGCUCGCCUGUCAACAAGUGUGGCAGCAGUGGGAGUCCCAGCUACAGCGAUGCCGAGGAACGCUUCGAGUGCGAUGGAGAGGAGGAGGACUUUGGAGUCAUGGACAUUGGCAGGCCGUCCCUCAGUUCAGACAGUUUUCGAAGUCAGGGCAGCGGCGGCUCCGGGAGCGGCCGACGUCAACUGCCACAACGAAACUCCUGGUUACGAACUAGUCUUAGGCGAUCGGGGUCAAACAGGAAACAGUCCAGUCCAUUGGGAGGGGAGCCCUUCCAGAGCCUGGGCAGUAACCCCACGCUGGUGGUGGGCUGCCGCAGCUCGGGCUGCUUCGAGGCGGAGGAUCUCCAGUCGCUGAGCGAGCGCCAGCAGUGCGUGGACGACCUGAGCGACAAGGUGCUGCAGCUGCAGAGCCAGGUGUCUGCCCUGAGCGACAACCUCACCUCCAACGGGGACCUCUACCGGAGGGUCAAGCAGGAGAACGCCUCCCUCGUGGACAGGAUCCACACGUUGGAGGAGCAGAUCCGGGAACUGGAGAUCAAGUCUGACGAGCGAGUCCACGAGGAGGAGAGGAGGCUAAAGGAUGCUUUGAGUCGGCAGGAGCGGGAGACGAGCGCCGAGCUGGACCGGUGUGCGUCCCGGCUGCACUCGCUGCAGCAGGAGCAGCUGUCCCUGCAGGAGGAGACCCUCAGGCUCAGGGGCCUCGCAGACCGGCUCAAGCAGGAGAAGGCUCAGGUGGUGGACCAGCUUGAGCAGGCGCAGGCCGAGCUUUGCCAGCUGCGGGAAGAGCACCGGCACGUGCAGGAGCUAGCGAGGAGGGAGCGGGAGGAUGCCCUGCAGCAGAGGGCCCUGCAUGCGCAGCUGCUGCAGGACAUGGGCAGGGAGCUGGAGGAGCUCAGGAGGCUGAGGACCGACCGGGACGGGCGCCCCCGCAGCCCCAGCCUGCUCGACCUGUUGCCCGCACGCUGCCGGGAGCUCGAGGCUCAGCUCCAGGCGCUCAGGGACGAGAACAAGGCGUUGCGCGAAGCGAACGAGGAGCUCCAGGCUCAGCUGUUGAGCUCGCACGUAGAGGAGGGGAGGCACCUGGUGGGGCACGUCAACAGCCCCGACUCCCUGGCUGCGGAGUUCGACACCCUCGACACCCUUUCCAAGGACAAGCUCAUCGACACCGUGAAGCACGAGAAAGAGGACAACGUCCGCCUGCGCACCUACAUCGACAGCAUCCUUCUCAACAUCAUCGAAAAUCAUCCCCAGCUGCUGGAGGUCAAGCCCCCAAGCUGAGCCACGCCACUUGCACGCCGGAAACCGCAAGAAAUCACCGUCUCACCCAGGGUGUAAGAUAGACAGGUGGGGAAACGGCCCAUAGAAACCUACCGCAGCGCCGUGACCGGAUUGUGUACUCGUCUGCUUGCGGGUGGCUUGCGGGUACCCCCGAUUUGCAACAGAUGGCGCUGCGGCGAGAAGAAAAAAAAAUCGGAAUCGAAUUUGCAUGGAACUCUAUGGGAGAGUGCGCAAAAUAAACUGAGAGCACGACAGUCCUCCAUUGAAAAUCCACGAGAAACCUUCUCCAUCCGUUUAAUCGGUCGCCAGCGUUCGCCCACCUGGAGUUAGAGUUCGCGGUGCUCCACAUAGAUGGCGCCACAGAAAAAGAGAAAACAGAGGGGGACACAAUCCGGUCGCUCAUUUGGCUCUCGUUUCCCCACCUGUCUAUCUUACACCCUGGUCUCACCGCUUCUGUGCUCGUUGCCGACGCCGGAUGCCGUAUUUGCGAGAUUCCGAGCAGCCUCCUCGUAGAAAAACGGCGGCAUGUAAUCGGGCAGGAGAUGCUUACGUACGUCCACGCAACGUGCAUAUAUUUUUUUAAGUUUCGCCCGACUAGGAUUUUAUACUCUGGGGUGCUCGGAUUUGCGCAAAUAUGGCCGUUGAGCACCAUAGUUGCCGACGGCUUGGGAAACGCGGGGUAUGGCACGUCCUAGGCACCCUCUUAUCGCUGCGCAGCCGAUGACGAUGUGGCGCCGGCCGAUAUAAACCCUGAGGAAUGAACUGCGAAGCAAGAAACGCAGCUCAAUCAGGUACACCCCACGUUUUUUACGUUGUUGGUGAGCGUAAAAGAGGUUGUUUUAGGUACCUGAACUAUGCACCGGAUGUUCCAUGAUAUCGGGCAUAAAUUUCACUAAACUCCUUAAAGGCUCGUCGAUAACACACAAGGGUCAUGGAGUCCGAUACCAAUAAAGAGAAGUUGUUGUCGGAGGAAACGAAGACUGUAAACGACUUAAGGCCCCUGGUGCCGUUUUCUGCAACACCUUGCGAAUGCUAACGUGCGGUGCGUUCUCCGGGUGCCUAAAACUCUCUGUGCGAGACCUCUGGCCGCUACUCAUUUCCAUUCCAUUGCAAAUGCCUUCAAAAGAUGCCGUCCUAAAACCUUUUCGGAGUCUGUCUCGAGACCGGUGAAUCGUACUAACUGUUUUACAACCGACGAGUCGGAAAAUGUUUUAAGCUUUUAUAAAGCUCCAGCUUUAGGGCUCCACUGCCUCGUCACAAUCACGUUUUUCGUCGCCUCGCGAGCGUGCCGGUUCUCUCGAGAGGACGUAGAAAGUUUCUGCACUUUGCGAAAGCCUUACGGCAAUAUGUGCAAUGCACGUUAGCUGUUGUUUGAACGCUCUCGAGGUUCGAAUAUCGAAUCGUUUCGGCGGGGUCAGAAACUGUGAAGACGUGCGUGCGUCGCAUCGUCACAAAUGCAAUUGUGAUAGGACGCUCAUUUUUCUUUUUUCACAAAACUGCUUCAAGAGCUUGUUUGUCCAAUACAGUCAUCGUACGUCCACUGCCCAAGCACAGAUCAUGCGCGGUUUUAACCGCUAGUAAUGUAUUUGUAUUGUUUGUGAUUCGAGGUUUUUUUUUUUGUUUGUGCUAUAAGUGUGGGCUUGUGACUAAAUGUCGCGAGCAAGAAAAAAAAAAUUAAAUUUGUAUGUACAGUUUGCACAACUCGAAGGUAUAUCGCGCUUUGUUUUCUUUUGAAUAUCUGCAAGAAUUGUUUGCUGUAAUUUUUUUAUUUUGAACAAUUACGAAAUGCACGCACCAAAAAUGCUCAUUAUACCAAAUCGUCAUAGUUUAAUAUAUAGUAGGUUUAAUAUUCUUUGGACUACCUACUGGGCUUUUAUAAAGGUGGUCUUCACCUUUUUUUUUUCCUUCAUAACGCCUUGUUUUACAACUGAACUAGGUGCCUUUUAAUGACUGAAUGAUGAAUUUCACGAGGUGGGGCUAAGAUGGAGCAUCACCUUUAACUUCUGGAGCGCUAUCUCAAUAUGACGGGUGUACCAAUAUGAAGAAUGCUGCCGAAUUCACGGUGCUUUCACCUAGCAAGUAGCAUCUAUUACAAAGUAUGCGCACUUCCAUGACAUUUCAAUCUUUUAUAAAAAAAAAAACUCUGGAGCACCUUUUAUGAACUGUGCUUUUCACUGGUAUAGGAGCUGGGAAAACAUUUUUUUUUAAACAAUUUUAACUGCCCCAACAGUCCCAUCCCAUGUGCUACUGCUCUCUUUGUACAUAGACUUCUGCCGCGGAGAGUGAGUGCGGGGGACCAACGUUUUGUAAAUAAGUGCUUUGAGAUGUCUCUAAAAAUAAAGAUUUAGGUUACUUUA
Ixodes scapularis (black-legged tick) is the source of this 4138-nucleotide messenger RNA. RefSeq names its product rab11 family-interacting protein 4A (gene nuf). Gene Ontology annotation, cellular component: midbody; cleavage furrow; recycling endosome membrane. The record is from RefSeq and is a predicted model, not a curated record. Gene Ontology annotation, biological process: endocytic recycling; regulation of cytokinesis. Gene Ontology annotation, molecular function: calcium ion binding. Bases 150 to 1781 code for a protein of 543 amino acids. The transcript has 13 exons. NCBI's taxonomy places the organism in Eukaryota, Metazoa, Arthropoda, Arachnida, Ixodida, Ixodidae.